AUGGCGACUAUCAGGCCCAUGCGACCAAACGAUCUCCUCAGAAUAUCAUGCACAAACCUUGACCACCUCACGGAGACCUACAACAUCGGCUUCUACCUCGAUUACCUCACGAAAUGGCCGGAACUAUGCCAAGUUAUAGAAGGCACAGAUGGCGAGAUAGAAGGCUACAGCAAACUCGAAUCCUCCCCCUACGCACCCCCAAUAACACCCUACCACCCCUCCACCACCGGCCAAUCCUACCCAAACUACCUCCCCUGGCACGGCCACAUCACUGCGCUGACCAUCGCGCCUAGCGCGCGCCGCCUCGGCCACGCAACCGCGCUCUCGUCUGCGCUCGAGCGCGCCUCGGACGCCGCCAACGCCUGGUUUGUGGAUCUUUUUGUGCGCGCGAGCAACGAGAUUGCAAAGGAGUUGUAUCGCAAGAUGGGGUAUAGUGUGUAUAGAAGGGUGAGGGAGUAUUAUAAUGAUGGCGAGGAUGCGCUGGAUAUGCGGAAGCCGUGUGGGAGGGAUAAGGAGAGGGGGACGGUGAGGGCGGAUGGGGAUGCCUGGCUUGUUACGGCUGAUGAUGUGUGGUGA
Messenger RNA from Plenodomus lingam JN3, 576 nucleotides. Lineage: Eukaryota; Fungi; Ascomycota; Dothideomycetes; Pleosporales; Leptosphaeriaceae. The record is from RefSeq and is a predicted model, not a curated record.